UUUCAUUUCUCGACGUCGGCGACCGAACGAAGAUAGAGCGAAGGCGUGUGACGCUGUUACACAACGUUUCGGCCUCGACGGCCACCACCACCACCACAGCCACAGCCACCUCCACUUCCACCGUCACCGCCGCGUAAGACCAUUACACCAUACAGGCAUUGACUCUACAGUCUUAGCUAGCGUACGGUGAUCCAAAGAAGUUUUUUCAGCGCACAUGACGAGACGGUAAAUAUUUGUUUAAUUCAAUAAUAUUCGCGCUUUCUCUACACGUUUUGUUUUAUCAAACAAUAAUAGUUAAUACUUAGCUUUUAUGUUAUCAGUUAUAUUUUCUGCGCAUGUUUCGAAUGUAACUAUAGUGUGAAUUUAUUCUUACAAAAAUAAGUACAUUGUAGGAGCGAAAUCAAAAAUACUUUACUGAGCAAGAAAUAACCACUCCACUGUAUACAUCAAACAUCAAUCGUAAGAAAAUAUUUUAAUAAUAACCGAUAUUUUGUCUCCGUUUUCUUUUUAUUUAAUAUCAAAGUCAUUAAAUCGACAUACGUGUUAGUGAGCUUGCAGCUUUCUUAAAACGAAAAACGGUUUCUGUUUGUAUGUACCUAAUUUAAAAUUUGAAUUGGUCGUAUUAUCAGUAUUGUCAGCAUCAUCCGUGGUCAAUAGUUCCAGAAGUCGAUAUAAGGUCAUUGUCGCUGACACAUCAGUUUAUAAUGCUCGCCGACAAACGAUCGCCUCACAGAAAUGCAGGUGGUGUCACCGUCAUCAUAAACUCAUGACGAAAUAAUCUGCACCAUAAAAUGUACCUACUAGAUUCCUCAUUGGAAUUGAGGAAUACACCUGUGCAUGAUAUUUGUUGCAUGACGUGCUCCAAGUUCUGUUUAUAAGUAUGAAACCAAACGCAGUUUGUCCAGAACACAGUUCAACAAUGUCGGUAUUGGUCAUCAUCCUCUCUGCUACUUUACUGACUUUUACGGGAAAAACAGGCGCUCAAGGUCAGCAGCAGAGAUUCUUUUCCACUUCGUCCAAUAAUGGAAAUUUCCCUUUACCUCGAGUACAAUUUCAGGAAGAUACAAAUAGUGAUGACCUGAAUUUUCCUCAACGUAGAUUAUCUUCUGCUAACGGUUUACCACUACCUAAUCCUAGUUCAUCGAGUUUUUUUUCAUCUCAACAACAGCUUCCACCAGGAACAUUUACAAAUUCUGGACCAUUUUCACGACCACCGAAUGUUCAACCGUUUAUUUUAAACGGACAGCAAACACAGUUUCAACCACUUAGAAAUUCUGGUUCUUUAGGUUUCGUUGAUGCAGUUUCACCGCCGUCUUUCUUCCAACAAGCACCACAACGUCCACCAUCACAACAACAACAACCAUCAACACAACAGCAGUUUAAUUUUUUCCCAAGUAAUUCUCAACAACAACGAUUUCGACCUGUUUUACAACAACAACGUACGGAACAAUCAGAUUCCACUGAAAACUUUGAUGAACAUCAAAGUGCACAGCCCUCGUUAAUAUUGCAACAAUCGAGCCAAGAAAAUUUCAAUAGUGAUUCUUCUCGUCGUCCUUUGUCUCAAAAUAAUGGAGUUAUACCAGUUUCUAGAAACACACCAUCUACAGGACCCAUUAGAUGGUGGAAUCCCACAACGGCUGAGGUAGAAUCAGUGGUUGUAAAUGGUGACGACACGGUAGAUGGAAUUAACACAAAAGACGAUGCAGAAGAAUUAGUUCAUCAAAGACAAAACCAGCCACCAAAACGUGGACGUGGUCAACCGCAACAAGCUAAGCGAAGACCCAUAACUACACCAGAGCCAUCUUCAAUUGUUAACCUAGAAGAACAUCAAGAACCAGCGGCCAUUGGAUUUACCGUGAUACAUGAUGAGAAUGAUGAUCGAUCAUCGUGGUCUCAACCAAUAGUCACUACACAUAGGCCACAAUCUGGACCAUCUGCUUUUCGCAAUAGAAACCAACCUGCAGUAGUUUCAGGUUCGGUGAUAAAUCGGCGGCCUACCACAUUUAGUCCAUUAUCUGCUGUAGCAUCUUCUUCUACCACCAUACGAUCUGCGCCCCAGCAACCUUCAGCAUUAUCUGGGGCAGUUAAUAGACAACAACCAACUACUGUAAGAAGUAGAAAAUCUUCUUUGUUUUCUACAACCACUACUACUAUGAAUACUUUAGAUUAUGAACAAGAAGAGGAAGACGAAGUAGAACAAACUGUUGGAGAGAAGCAUCAAUUCCAACCACGAAAGUCCACAACAACAACACAACCACCUCCAGUUCCAAUUACUACACUGAGAUCUGCUUUGAGACCAAGAAUAAAUUCUUUAACGACUUUGAUUCCACAACAACAACAACGAAUGAAAAAAAUUGUGAACAAUCCAGCAAUAAUUCAAAGCAUAACUACUAGAAAACCAACAACAACAACAACAAGUACUACUACAGUAGCUCCUAAAACAACUACAGAACAUCAAAUAGUAGACGAAUAUGAAGAAUAUGAGGAUAUAGAACACACAACCACAUCUUAUACAACAACUGAAUUACCAUUAAAUAAAAAACAGACCAAACUUCCAUUGGUAAAUCAAUCGUCUGCGGUAACAAUAAAUAAAAAAGAUAAUAAUAGUUCAAUAGCAACUACUGAAAGUUGGGUUGUAGUCGCAAGUGUACAAACUAGUAGAUCAGUCUCAUCAUCGUCAUCAAUGGUAGGGGGUGGAACAAAUAAGAAUAAUACUGCCCAAGAGUCAAUUACGUCAACAGCACCUAGUCCUACAACUAAACACAGGUUUAAUAACAAACCUGCUAUAACAACUACUAGCACAACAACAGUAGAAAGUAUUAUUGAUAAAUUAGAUAGAGUUCAAUCGGAACUUUCAAAUGGUAUAUUGUAUGGUAGCUCUUCAAAUACAAAUAAUGGCAGCCGUAUUUUGACGGAUAUGCAGAGUAGUGGUAAUAACGAUGAUAAACGAAAUGAUGAAAUUAUAUCAUCGUUUAAAACUUCGGCCACUGAAAAAACAACUAAGACUCUAACAAGCACGAUGAGCCCACCAAUUACUACAAGUAACAAUGUCACUUCUAGCAUUUCUAGCACUACCAUGUCUUCUAGCACUACUAUGUCUUCUAGUACUACCAGUUCUCCUAGUAGUACUACUACAAAAUCUGAAAAAGAAGAAGAAGACGAGAAUGAGGAUAAAGAAGAAGAAGAAAAAGAAGAAGAAUCUGAUGACUCUGAUAAAGAAACAACAUUUGUUCGAAAAUUCGUACCUUCAAAACAGAGAACUUCUACUGUAUCUUCUAUUACUACAACUAGCACAGUCAAACCGGCAAAGAAAAAAAGCUUAAUAGAUUCUGUUAAGUUUGAUGAUUUAUUAACUAGUGGAUUACUUCCAGCUGGAUUUAGCCCAAAGCCACCUCCAGCUUAUAAAUCUAAGACUAUUACAACCACAUCUACAACUGAAAUACCACCUCCAGUUACUAAUAAUAUUAGUAGCCUUCAACCAAAAAAUACUAAUAUUAGUAGUAGUAGUAGUAGUAUUUCUACUAAUACUACACCCAGUACAACUACAGUAAAAGCAAAAUCAUCGGGUUUGAACAUUAAAUUUGUUGAUGAUUCAUCGGCAUUAGCUUCACUUUUACCACCAGGAUUUAAAUUAGAAGAUGCUAUUAAACCAGUCGAAGUUUUGUCUCCUUCUUUAUUACCACCAGGAUUUAAACUACCAACUGAAAAUGUUGAAAUCUCUAAUAAAAACAAAGAUCAAGAAUCGGUUAUGACAACAUUUGUUCCAACGACCGACGUUCCGUCAACUACUCCAACAACAACAACAACGACAACAACAACGAUCACUAGCAGUACAUCAGGAAUAGUUUUCCCCAAUAGUGGAAAAGGAACAAAUAGCUCUGGAACCAGGAAACCAUUACCUUCAAGUAAAAAAAUGCAAGCUGCAGUUACUGUGGCACCCACUAUUCAGAAGGGAUGGCCAGUUAGGGUUGUAACUGAGUUUACUGGCUGGUCUACUCCAUCAACAACUCCAUUAUCUAUCGAAAAAUUAUUACUACAGUCUAAAGCAGCUGAAUUAGCUGCUAUGACAUCUACUCUAGAGCCAACUACUAGCACUACAACGACUACAACAACAACUACUAUGAAACCACCUCCCACAACAACACCCGGCCAAUGUUCUGAAAGUGAUUCAGUAUGUGAACUUGUUGGAACAGUGCGAAUAGUUGGUUCUGGAUCAGAGAAAUGGGUACCCGAGUUAUUAGACCACAAUACUGCAGAAUGGAGGUUACUAGCUAGUGAAAUUGAAACUCAACUAGAUAAAGUAUACAGUAAAUCACCUGCAUUGAGCAAAUGGUAUAAGACAAUAACCAUCGAUUCAUUCAGUCCUGGAAGUAAUGCAAUCAGCAAUGGAAAACCUGAUAAAAAUGCUGGGAUUCUUGUUGAUUUCUUCGUACAGCUCAAUCAACUGGGACGUACAGUUAGUACCGCUGACAUUCGGCGUCUAUUUCAUGAAACAUUACAAAAAGAAGGAAAUCUAGGAUCUUCCGCACAACCAUUACAAUACGGGAAUAGUGGUGAUUAUGAAGGGCUUUAUUUAAAAUUAGGAAGGUUUACUGUUGAUCCAGCACGUACAGAUUUUAUUGUAUUGCCUAAACCUACCAGAAGUGUGAUAGCAACCGCUGGAACUGAUGAUGCAUGGUUACCACAAUGGGCUGUAGCUGUCAUGGUUAUUGGCCUUGCUUCAUUACUUUUUGUUUUAAUAUUUGGCAUAACAGUGCUCGUAAGUCGUAAUAAAAACAAUAAAAAAGUACCUCCACCCACUCUACAAACAUCCAUGAUGUCUGAUGACCAAAAUCAACAUAUUUAUGGCACGGGUAAAAAUGGUCCAACUACUGGAAGUCGUCAUAUGAUGCAUCAUCCACCGUCCCAUUCCAAUUCCAACUAUAAUAUUAGUUCAUAUGGUUAUGAUAAUUAUGCGAUUGAUGAUGACAUGAUGAUAUUAGAUGAAGACGAUUUGGAAGACGUGGAUCGAUUGUACGAUAUGSAUGCGGUUUGGUCCGACCAUGACCAUGAAAAAGUCAAAGUUCCAUCAAAUAUUGCAGGGAAAAAGCAUCGAGAUACACAACAUAAUGGGCACUAUGAUAGUUGGCGGUCAACCGCGCUAUCACCUCAGACAUUAACACCAGUUCAAACUGGAUAUUAUACUGGUGGUAGUGGUUAUGGUUACGGCACAGAUCCAAGUGGUUACGGAGCUGAGAGACGACAUUAUCACCGAGAAGCUACGUCUGUUUCAAAUCCACGAUCACAUCAUCAUUAUGCAAGCUCUCAUCAUAAUCCUAACGCUUCUUAUACUACUGGACCGAGGAAACCACCUCAGCAGUAUCACCCCGACUACGACACCGAUUUUUAAUAAAUAUUUUUUAUUUGUUUCUAAAACGUAAUUUUCAGUUGCCAUUGAGGUUGAUGCCUAUUUAGAA
Molecule: messenger RNA, 5456 nt
Organism: Diuraphis noxia (Russian wheat aphid)
Lineage: Eukaryota; Metazoa; Arthropoda; Insecta; Hemiptera; Aphididae
Source: RefSeq, a predicted model, not a curated record